CUGAUUGCAGCAGAGACUCGAUAUUACGGUUAUUAUUUUUAUUUUUUUUAUUUGUUUAAUAUUUAGCCGAAAUGUUGUGAGGGUAGGCUAUACCGCAAGUGAUUCCUCUUCCUCUUGCAUUGAUCUGCGCAAAUACUUCUCGCUAAUGUUAUUAUGCCUUUAUUUUUUUAUCUUAGAUUGUGAUUGCACUGCUACUGCUAGUAUCAUUAGAUUCCCUUAGUAGCUCGGCAGAAAUAAGCCCCCUUUGCUGAAAUACAAGGUAAUAAUUAACAUCAACAGGAAAUCCUUAUCGAAACAGUUCAUCACCUAUGCCUCGGCAAGGAUCUGCAUCGUGACCGGGUUUGAGUUAAUUAGUUUUUUAUAUAAAGAUUUUGGAACAUAUUUUCUGCUGCUGUCAUCAUAGGCUGCCUGGUGCACCGGCGCCUCGGAAUCUCGGCAUCUUUUCCUUCCAAAGCCUUUCUCCGACAGCUCGUAUGCACUUCGUUGUAGCAUCGCAAUAGGGAGGAUCCACACAGAGAGCUUGCUGGGCUACACACACACACAAAAAAACUACACGCAGAGGAUGGUUUGGAUGUAAGACGUAAAUGAACAGCAAGAUGGGGAAAGAUCAGGAAUUGCUACAAGCAGUGAAGACUGAAGACCUCAUUACGGUGCAGAAGCUUUUGCAGAGGCCCAAGCCGGGGAAAGCAAAGCUGCUGGGUUCUGCCAAAAAGGUGAACGUCAACUUCCAGGACACAGAUGGGUUUUCUGCACUGCACCAUGCUGCACUCAACGGGAACUUGGAGCUCAUCUCUCUGCUGCUGGAGUCCCAGGCUACUGUGGAUAUCAGGGACCAGAAAGGGAUGCGGCCGCUCCACUACGCCGCCUGGCAGGGCAAGGCGGAGCCCAUGAAGAUGCUGCUAAAGUCCGGCUCCUCGGUGAACGGGCAGUCGGACGAGGGCCAGAUUCCCCUGCACCUGGCGGCACAGCACGGGCACUACGACGUGUCUGAGAUGCUGCUGCAGCACCAGUCCAACCCCUGCAUCGUGGACAUCGCCGGGAAAACCCCUUUAGAUCUGGCCUGUGAGUUCGGCAGAGUCGGGGUGGUCCAGCUGUUGCUCAACAGUAACAUGUGUGCGGCCCUGCUGGAGCCCAAGCCAGGCGACUCUACAGACCCCAACGGCACCAGCCCCCUGCACCUCGCUGCUAAGAACGGCCACAUCGACAUCAUCAGGUUGCUCAUUCAGGCUGGCAUCGACAUCAACCGACAGACUAAAUCAGGCACUGCUCUCCACGAGGCAGCGCUGUGUGGCAAGACUGAGGUGGUUCGCCUGCUGCUGGACAGUGGCAUCAACGCUGCAGUGAGGAACACGUACAGCCAGACCGCGCUGGACAUCGUCCACCAGUUCACCGCCACUCAGGCCAGCAGGGAAAUCAAGCAGAUGCUCCGAGAUGCCUCCGCAGCCCUGCAGGUCAGGGCCCUGAAGGACUACUGCAACAACUACGACCUGACCAGCCUGAACAUCAAGGCAGGGGAUGUCAUCACGGUGCUGGAGCAACACGCCGAUGGCCGAUGGAAGGGCUGCAUCCAUGACAACCGCACAGGAAACGACAGAGUGGGAUACUUCCCCUCCAGUAUGGUGGAAGUGAUCAGCAAGAGGGCAGGUUCCCGCGGCUCUGAGUCCAGUCCCCAUGGCUCCCCUACCCUGACCAGUGGCCCCCAGGGCGGCGCCAGCGAGGAGAUUUGGGUGCUGCGCAAGCCCAUAGCAGGUGGCGACCGUGGCAGCGUGGGCAGCUCGGGAAGUUUGGGCAGCGCACGGUCCUCGGGGAGCGGGCAGAGCGCGGGCAGCAGCGCGCACGCCCUUCAUGCCCAGGCGGAGGGAGUCAAGCUUUUGGCCACUGUGUUGUCCCAGUCUGCGAAAGCCAAGGAGCACCUGCUGGAGCAGUCUAAGUCUGUGGAGCAGUCUACAGGGUCCUCCUCUCGUACCCCGAGCUCGUCGAGCUGCCCGUUCCACGAGCAGCCGUACGGGGAGGCGGCACCACAGAGGAAGGGGGAGGUGCCCUCCGAAGGCAAGAGCUCAGAGGCUGUUAUCCAAUGGCUGAGUGAGUUUCAGCUUCAAGUCUACGCUCCAAACUUCAUCAGCGCGGGCUAUGACAUUCUCACCAUUAGCCAAAUGACCCCUGAGGAUCUAACUGCCAUCGGAGUGACCAAGCCAGGCCACCGCAAGAAGAUGGCCUCUGAGAUCAACAAGCUGAGCUUCACAGAGAGCCUCCCAGACCACAAACCUGCUGACCUUGCAGAGUGGCUGUCCUUGAUUGGUCUGGGCCAGUACUACCAGGUUCUGGUCCACAACGGCUAUGAGAACAUCGACUUCAUUACCGACAUCACCUGGGACGACCUGCAAGAAAUUGGCAUCACUAAGCUGGGCCACCAGAAGAAGCUAAUGAUGGCAGUGAAGAAGCUGGCGGAGUUGCAGAAGGCAUCGGAGGGACGAGGCGUGCAGCGUAAGAAGGCAUCCCAGUCCUCGGAGGUGGCAGAGAGCCCGCCGCUGGACGGGGCGGAGUGUAUGUCCCCCAAGAUGAGCACCUUCCAGGACAGCGAGCUGAGCGGCGAGCUGCAGGCAGCCCUGUCCCGGGCCCCCGACACCCAGGAAGGGUCGGAGGUCAAGCAGGGCAGCGAUCACAUGACCCAGCGGGCCCGCAGCCUGCAGGAGAACAGCCUGGGUAAGAGCAGGGAGUCCGAGGAGGGGGGUGGACCGCCCAGGAAGGAGGCGCGGGUGGCACGGCAGAGCAGCCAGGGGCUUCAGAGGGCCAACGCCCCCCCAGCGCUGAGCAAACCACGCCAGUCCUUCCCCCCAGGUGGAGGGCCCUCCUACACCCCCCCGCAGACCCCCACCAAGACCAAACCCUCCUCCCCACAGACAACAGCGCCCCCACAGGCCAGCAGCAAGAUCAAGCCCACCGCUCAGCAGCACUUGUCCCAGACCGAGCGACCCCCUUCUACCCGCUCGAUCCCUCAAUCCCCCACGCACAGAGGCCACGCCCACGCGACCCCACAGCCCGUAGAGGCCGGAGAGGGUCCGCCCGCACCGGGGCCCCCUGUCUCCGUACCCCUGCUCUGCCUGCCCCCAGAGGGGGACGAAGCCCCGGGCGAGCCGGGCACGCCCAAGAAGCGCGCCCACAGCCUGGUGCGCUAUGCCGCCUCGGACAGCGAGCAGGACCGCGACGACCUGCCGGUGCCUGACGCGGGGAAGUACGCCACGGCGCAGAACCGGGUGGGCCGCAGCAACUCGGUCCGGGGCCAGACGGACAAGGGCACGAGCCGCGCCCAGGCCAUCGCCCUGCGGCAGAGGAAGAAGGGCCCGCCCCCGCCGCCGCCCAAGCGCUCCAGCUCCGCCAUCUCCAGCACCAACCUCGCCGACGAGCCCAAGGAGGAGGCCGGCGGCGGGGCGCUACUCGAUGUCCCCUACCACCAGCAGCGGCGCGCCAGCGACCUUGGUGGCGCGGUGGACACAGGCAGCGCGGGCAGCGUGCGGAGCAUCGCCGCCAUGUUGGAGAUGUCCUCCAUAGGGGGCGGAGCCAAGGCCCUGGCCAUGCAGAAGCCUCUCGUAGGUGGCGGCCACCACUACCUGCAGGUCAGUCCCGAUCGUGCUCGUGUGGCCGUUCACCACGGCGGGAAGCACCGCGAAGGCAUCGGGCUGGACGGCGAGGUGGUGAACCGGCGCCGGACCAUCAGCGGACCGGUGACGGAGCUGGUGGCGGCCGCACGGAGGGAGCGGGGGCCACAGGAGCCCGAGUCGCCCCGGAGCAGGGCCCCGCCUGACAGCUCUGCCGAGAACCUGCCCUUCGCCGAGGAUGGAAACCUCACCAUCAAGCAGCGGCCCAGGCAGGGCAAGGGCGAGGGCGAGCUGGAGGGCGACGGCCUUCCGGACGGCCUCUACUCCCUGCCCCAGGAGGAGCUGUCCCGUAUGGAUGCCACCGCCACCCUCAAGAGGAGGCCUCGCCCCAAGCACCAGCAGGACGGGGUCAAGUUCCAGCUGACCGAGUCCAGCACCGUCAAGCGCCGGCCCAAGAGCAAGGACAAGGACUCGGAGGAGCAGGACGGCCAGCUGCUGGUGCCCUACCAGAACGGCACCGGCACCAUCAAGCGGCGGCCCACGUCCGACGCGGGCGGGAUGGAGCAGACCCCACCGCAGGACAAUGGGGAGAGCGCCCCCCGCAGAGACAGUGCCGACAUGGGGUCCCUGAGCGCCGAGGGCACGCCCCGAAAGCCGGUGAAGCCCCCCGUGUCCCCCAAACCUGUCCUGGCGCAGCAUAUGAGGAAACCAGGCCCUCCACCACCCUCAGCCAAGAGAGUCCCCAUCCCCGGGCCCGGGGGCGGUGACAGCCCAGGCACAGAGAUGAAGCGCGCUCCUCCAGCCGUGUCACCCAAGCCCACCCCGCCUCCCACCGCGCCCAAGCCGGCCAAAGUCCAGAACGUUUUGCAGCCUGUUGCCGUGGCUCCCAGCCCCUCCCCCUCCCCCUCCCCGGCCAAGCAGUCCGGCGGCCGAGCUCCCGGCACGCCCCCCUCUCUGUCCCCCAGCCCCGCCAAACCGCCCAGUCCCCCGGCACAGAGCCCCCAGACCCCCCAGACCCCCCAGACCCCCCAGACGCCCCAGACGCCGGGCCCCAGCACCCCCAGCCCGACCCCCCCGCCGGUCAAGCCGCCACGCUCCUCCAUCAGCGGGGCCUCCAUGGACAGCGCGGGCCCCGCAGAGGCAGUGCAGCAGAAGCUGGAGGAGACCAGCGCCUCCCUGGCAGCCGCGCUGCAGGCUGUGGAGGAGAAGAUCAAGCAGGAGGACAGUUCGGUGGUGGAAGACAAGAGCACAGUGAGCAUCCUAGACGACAUCGGCAGCAUGUUCGACGACCUGGCCGACCAGCUGGAGGCCAUGCUGGAGUGAAGAGCACAGCCUUCGGCACUGCGGGACAACCUCAGGGCUCGGCGAGGUCACUGGGGCACAGGGAACCCCCCCCGCAGAAACGCUCCUACUGCCCCCCUGACUCUCCCAGCCCCGCCCUACUCCAUCCUCC
Molecule: messenger RNA, 5049 nt
Organism: Megalops cyprinoides (Indo-Pacific tarpon)
Lineage: Eukaryota; Metazoa; Chordata; Actinopteri; Elopiformes; Megalopidae
Product: caskin-1-like
Exons: 21
Coding region: 585-4919 (1444 amino acids)
Molecular function (GO): protein binding
Source: RefSeq, a predicted model, not a curated record